This is a messenger RNA of Cloeon dipterum, 1026 nucleotides long. Its product is annotated as gamma-glutamylcyclotransferase-like. Gene Ontology annotation, molecular function: gamma-glutamylcyclotransferase activity. Lineage: Eukaryota; Metazoa; Arthropoda; Insecta; Ephemeroptera; Baetidae. The transcript is spliced from 5 exons. The record is from RefSeq and is a predicted model, not a curated record. Bases 1 to 861 code for a protein of 286 amino acids.
AUGUCCAUGACCGCUGCUCUCGAUCAGACCACCAUCGGUUCUGCAAAGACGAUUAGGCGCUCGAAAAAAUUGAUUCGUACGUACGUACAUAUGUACAUGCAAACUAAGGGUCACGGAAUAUACGAGGUCAGUGAUCACUCUACAAAACAGACGCAGCCUGUCGCGGUUCGGCUCGAUGCCGAGGCUAAUUUUGGAGGAAAUCGGAGCGGGGCAACGACAAACGACAGAGAACACGGAAGAAUGCGGCCUUACUUAUAUCUGUGCAUGCUUUUCAACAUUUUAGUGAUGGCUGAAGAGGUAGUAGCUGCUAGAGGCAAGUUUCUCUACUUUGCGUAUGGCAGCAACCUUCUGGACAAGAGAAUUCACAUCAACAACCCUUCCGCCGUACGAAAGACUCACGCGAAACUUGAGGGCUACAGACUUGAUUUUGCUGGAUUUUCUAGAAGAUGGGGAGGAGCAGUUGCAACCAUUGAGCCCCAAACGAACACUCACAUGUGGGGAGCUGUCUGGGAACUGGGGAAUGAGCACAUCGAAUCAUUGGACAGGCAAGAAGGUGUGCAGGAUGGAGUGUAUAGCGUCCUGCAAGUCAACGUAACCUCAGAGAGUGGACGGUCAUACAAAUGCAGAACGUACAGAUAUAACACAAAGGCACCUUUCACCGGCGGAUCUUAUGGAGAUUUACCUGCAGACCGACGCCCUUCACCACUGUAUCUUGAGACCAUUCUGCGAGGAGCCAAUCAGUCCCAUUUGCCGGAGAGCUACGUCAGACUUCUGUCCAGCAUCAAGUCCAACGGACACAACGCGGGCAUGACUCUCGAUCAGCUCCUCCAAAAUAUUAAGAUGGUCAACCGAAAAGACUAGACCGAAAUGCUCAUAUAUUAUAUAUGCAUAUUAUCAGUUUGGCAUCAAUAUAUAAUUUGACAUGAAGCCACUUGAUCAGCUAUCAAUUCUAAUGUCUUAUGAAACUAAUUAAUUAUUUUAUUAUAAUGUGCUAAGAAUAAAAAGCAGUAUAUUUUGAAACUUAAA